UUCAAUUCCCCAGCCAUCGCUUUUCCGGCCAUUGCUAAGCAUAUUAAGUUGGCACUUGGCUGUUGGACGAUCAUCAAAGAUGAUCUUCUUUGCUUGUCGAUCCUGAUCUGAUGUUACAUUGAUUCGAAAUUUCUGACGAUUUCACGAAUAAUACGAAUUAUCGCUCUUGCAUAGCUUUCCUUUCCAGUACGCAUUUACGCCAUGCGGGUCACUACAGCCCUAGCUGUGGUGCUACCAAUAGCCCACGCAGCAAACAGCAGCUCACCAAUCGAUACGAAUCCCCUACAGCCAACCCCCAUCCGAGGCGUGAAGAAGAUGACCGAUGAUGAAGGGGAGAAAUUCUUUUUCAACUACUGGGAUUUCGGACAUGAAGGAUGGUCAACGGGGGAUGAUAAUCUUACAGAUUCACGACAUGAUCCAGGAAUGCAGGGUCGAUCGUAUCCGCUUCGAUCGAGUCUUGCUCUGGAAUUAGAUCCAUUUUCGCUGCGUUUUCGGAGAGAUUUCAAAUGCCCCACUGGUACAUUCGGGUGUACGUCGAUUAAUCGGCCGGAUAGCUGUUGCAGCUUCGGGGAUACUUGUGAAUUGGUGCAGGAUACUGGAUCGGGAGAUGUGGGGUGUUGUCCGCAGGGACAGGUGUGUUCUGGAACGAUUGGUUCUUGCCAAAAGGAUUAUACGAGCUGCCCGGCGUCGUUAGGAGGUGGUUGCUGUAUUCCUGGUUAUGAUUGUGUCAGUGGUGGCUGCGCACGCGUUCGUACGAUCACUGUGACCCUGAGUUCAACCGUGAUGGUGUCGACUACCACCGAUACGGCUCCCUUGGAACCAAGCACGCCUUUGAGUACCAGAACUACCACAGCCACAGAGUCAACCGGUACAUUUGUUCCCCCCGCACGACCUACAGGCCUCUCGACUGCCACAACCACCCAGAAAACCACAACCAGCCAAACCGAAUCAGUCUGUCCGACGGGGUUCUAUGCCUGUUCUGCCGUGUAUGAGGGAGGAUGUUGUCAGACGGGACGAAACUGUGAUACAACUUCCUGUCCAGCGAAAUCGUCGACAACUCUUGUAUCGAACGAUAUCACAAUUGUGGCACCAGUGCAGCCCACGGCAACGGCAACAGGGAAAUGCGCGGGCGGUUGGUUCAGUUGCGCUGCGAGUGACGGUGGAGGAUGCUGUCCAACUGGAUUUGCCUGUGGUUCCAGCUGUACAGCUAUGGAGAGUGGAACGCCGACGGCGACAGUGGUCAAGAGUCAGCCUGAAAGUGCGGCGAGUCGGCAGUCCUGGGAGACAGUGAGGAAGGUGCUGGGAAUUAGUAUCCUGGGUAUAUGGUGGAUGUGGUGAUUUUUGAAUAUUGUACACUAUAAAUAAAUACUGCAUGAAUGAAUAACGAGUGACGAUGCAAGCGGAAGGUGAUGCCGAUAUCAGCAGCCAGCAAGACCCCGUGGGGCGGGUAAAUGAUAAAUACGGUAAAUACCCGUACCACACGUGCGCAUCCUGCCCGUUUGGGUCAUUACCCGGUGAGCACGACCG
Aspergillus wentii DTO 134E9 is the source of this 1527-nucleotide messenger RNA. RefSeq names its product putative GPI anchored protein. The transcript is spliced from 3 exons. Lineage: Eukaryota; Fungi; Ascomycota; Eurotiomycetes; Eurotiales; Aspergillaceae. The record is from RefSeq and is a predicted model, not a curated record. Bases 202 to 1338 code for a protein of 378 amino acids.